GUUUGAGUGUGGUUUUGUGGAUUUAAAAUGAAAUUGUGGAAGUAAUGUUGUGUGAUCUGAAUAUGUCAAUUAUGUGCAAACAAUGCCAAUGAAAGUGACAGUGUGCUUUGACAAAGUGAAAGUCCUUGUUCCAUGCGGAGAUGGUGAGAUACUGGUUCGUGAAUUGAUUGAGAAGGCCAUACAUCGGUACCGAAAAGCUCAGGGAAAGCCAUCUGACCACUGGGUGAGUGUUCACACACUACGUACUGUCAGUGAGGACUCGAUACUGGAUCCAGACGACACGCUCUGUGAUGUAGUGGACGAUAGAGAACAGCUGGUUGCAGACUUUGAGGAGCAAGGAGGACCCCGCCACCACCACAACGGAGGUGAUGGACAGAGUGUCAGCUCUGCGGGGACCGCCAGCCCGGAGAUCUUCACCUCCGACCUGACCAAUCACAAGUCAGAUCACCAACGAGGCUUCUCAUUAGACAGCAAUCACGAUGUGAUUGUCACAGAGUCUGAUAUUAAUUCGGGUUCAGGUCUGAAGGUGCGACGGGGCAGUGAGCCAGCCCUCAAUGUGUUGAGUGAUGAUGAGGAGGAGGCUGGGCGGAGUCUGAAACCAUCCAGCAAGAGCCAGGGAGACCUUGCACUGAGACAGGAUGAGACCAGUCCGAGCCAGAAUGAAGCACACAAACCGGUCAUACGGGGUCAGCGAGAGAAAGAGAAGACGCCACCAUUCUCAAGGUUUGCGCGAGACUCCUGGCGACAGUCCCUUGGUAACCAGCCCAACAUGUUCAAGUGGCUUGAGGCCCAAGAGCGACAGGAAGACCGGAUCAAACAGACUGAGAGGCAGGGGCCAGUGGGCAGUGCAACCAGUCCAGAACAUGACACUCCAGUUAUAUACCACACAUAGGUUGGAAUCCUCAUAUGUCUUGUAAAUGAUGGGAGCCCACUGGGUAUCCAUGUUGUUCCACACUUCAACGAAGCAGGACGGGAGAGUGGCCUAUCAGUCCAGGGUAUUGAGGAUGGAGGUCGCAUCAACCGCGAUGGCCGUCUCAAGGUGCAUGAUCGCAUCAUCGAGAUCAAUGGACAUGAUCUCCAUGAAAUAUCCUUCCCAAAAGCUCAGGAAAUAUUUCGAAAUGCAAUGAAGACAGAUGAAGUGAAGUUGAAAGUCGUAAAACACUCAGUGCCACAAAUGCCCAAAAAACUCCCUCCAAUGGUUCUACCCAAGCCAAGGGGUCACUCACCAACUAAGCCCAGUCCCCUAACUUUACCCCCUCAAUCUUACGACCUAGAUUUCCCGGACUCCAGUCCGACUGAAACCAGUACACCCUUGGAGAAAAAUGGAGAUCACAAUCUACACAACCAAUCAAGUCCAGUGUCUUCCAGUUCUGAAAAUAGUGCAUCAACGAAAACAAACUUUCCUGUAAAGGCCCUUUCCCCUGUGGGUAGACGGAUUUUACCGCCGACUCCUCCCAUGCGACAUCCUUCAACAACUUUGAGCACAGGUGAAAGUGGGUCAGAAGGGAAAAAUAAUAAAAAUAGUGCUGAAACAUCAGACGCAGCAGGAAAGGUUCAAACUGGUGGUCAGGAAAAUAAAAGUGAUAGUGGUGAGAAUAGUGUAAAUCCAACAGCUACUCCUUCGGGAACUUUGACUAAAAAUCGCAAUAAAAAAAUCGCACCAACAAACACUAAGAAAAUAGGCAAGUGUAUCGAGAUUGAACUUGUGAAAGCUCAGGAAGGAUUAGGGUUCAGUGUGACCACACGGGACAAUGCCACCGGCGGUCCCUCACCGAUCUACAUUAAGAACAUCUUGGCGAAAGGGGCUGCUGUAAGUGAUGGACGAUUGAAAGCUGGGGACAGGCUACUAGAGGUUAAUGGUGUAGAGAUGACCGGUAAAACCCAGCGCGAUGCAGUGGCCAUGCUGAGAAACACACCUCUUGGUUCCACCGUUCUCAUCGUGGUCUCUCGACACGAGCAGGAAAUGGACGAGGAGGAAACCACGCCCCAGGAUGAGAGGUUCAGGGUGCCCCGACCCUUGCAUGACUCUAACACCAGUGACCUUGAACCCAACUCAAAUGACCUUGAAAACAUUCCACAAGGUCACCUUGACCUUCAUGACACUGAUGGAAUUUUCCAGCCCCCUGACAAGGCUGGAGAUGAUGGCACGUUGGCGGUGAUGAAAAACAAGGAGCUCAUAGAGUUUAACAUUGCCCUUAACGAUACGGGGUCAGCAGGGUUAGGGGUCAGUGUAAAGGGCAAGACCCUUACGACAGAGGAAGGGACUCGUGACCUGGGGAUUUUCGUAAAAGCUGUGAUAAACGGUGGUGCUGCUUCGAAGGAUGGUCGUCUGCAAGUGAACGACCAGCUUCUUGAAGUGAACGAGGUCUCGCUGAUCAAGCGUACAAACACCGGGGCCAUGGACCUUCUACGUAACGCUAUGCAAAUAGAGGGGCCGGUUCCAGGCAGUAUCAACAUCAAGGUCGCUCGAAGAAUAGGGGCACCAUCUCCCUCACCUUUCACCUCACCAGGAUUGGAGGAAUCCAACUGGGGCGUGCCACCUGGGAAGGAGUUGAAUAACAACGAUUCAUUCGACAAUAAUGAUCAUGUGACUAAGGAUGGGCUGGGCACCCCUCCACGGACAGCCAAUGGGGAUGUGAUGGGGAAUUUUAAAUCUCCUAAUAUGUUCUUGGACAGGAUAAUUGCGGGUAAUGGGCUGAGGAACGAAUCCUACACUCGGGCAACGCAUGAUAGCUAUGUGGACUCACCCGGGCUGCCGGGUAGAAAGAACAUCAUUGACCUUACAAAACAGCGUCCCCGUCCUCACUCAACGCUGGGCAUCGAGCACGGUUCCCCCAGUGAGAGUUCUGACGAGGAGAAUAAGGAACCUGCCUGGAUCAAGGGCCCGGACUGGAACCGGCAUCCAAGCCAGGCUAGCGACGAGAGCGAGCUGACCCCAGUGGGUGAUGGAUUUAGUCGAGACGGUUUCGGUCGACAGAGCAUGUCUGAGAAACGAAAGGGUCAUAUGGAUCCCCGAAGCAGUGAGAUUUAUCAGAAAGUUAGGGGCCUUAAAGAGCUAAAUAAAGGCAUUCAGCAGUCGAUACAGAAAUCUGGCAGCUAUCGACGUCUCGUGCGCGCAGAAUCUGCGGAGUCUCUUCUUAGCCGUUCCAACAGCAAUAUCAAUAGCUCGAGAACUCUCGUGCAUGAAAAAUACCGCUCAAACAUUCGAGGACCUAAGCCUCCAACAAAUCUAAAGCGAUUCAGUUCACUGGAAAACCUCUCCACAAUGACUCCGGAUCAAGACCAGAGUACGAGCCUAAGUUACGAUGAUGAUGAAGACGAGGGGGUGAGUCCGGCACCAAGGAUGGCGCGGCGGCGCGGCGGCAACGAAAGUUUCAGAGCUGCAGUUGACCGCUCCUAUGACCCGGUUCCACGGCUGGAUAUGGACACAUCGGGUGAUCUAGUUGCCAGGGAUACCCCAGGGUUACAGCGCAGUCGCUCGGGUAAUAUCGCAUGUUCCGUCUCGUCAGUACAUCAUGUACCGUCUGAUAUUUGCAAGUCGCUUGACUAUAUAUUCCAUCUCACUGAAGUGGAGGAGGAAGGCAGUGAGGGUGGGUCAGCAGGCUUUGACCCCACAAAUUCUGCAAGGUCAUCCGUUAGUGAUAACGUUUUCGGUGAGGAUGGAAAGAAAAAGGAAGGAAAGAACAAGGAAACAAAGAAAUCAGGCGGAUUCCUCAAAGGCUUGUUCAAGUUUGGAGGAGGCAAGGCCAGGUCUAAGACCCCUGUGGAUGAGGUUGGUAAGGGCAAGCUGCAGCUAGGGGUCCACAGGCCCCCUGCCCCUCACAGUACGGGGCUGUCUGCGCCUGUCCUGUCUGGGCCCCGCACGGAGGUCACCGGGCCUCGCACGGAGGUCACCCAUCGGGAACAUAUGGAGUAUGAAGAGCAGAGGUGGCGAGAGGCGCAGGCACAACAUGACAGGGCGCAGGAGAUUUACCAUCAAGAACAGCAGCAGUAUGACAGAGAUGGGCGGGGCAUGAUUGCGCAAUUAUACCAUGCAUCCCCUGACCCCCACAGCCUGGGACACUCCUCCCCCAUUCAUUCAGACCAGCCUGUGAAUCGUGCUGAGCGUAUUCAGCAGUUGCGAGCCGACCACCAGCGCCGCCACCAGGAGCGCCAGGGCCAGUACCCACAGGAGGAGCGGGAGGAGGAGUAUGAGAGGAUCAUACAGGAGCAGGAGAGACAGGGAGCUCGCUAUACUAGUGACCACGAAUAUUUCUUUUACCAGAAAUAUGGGCAAAGUGCAAUACCUAGUCAACUGGAAGGUCAAGGUCAGAGGUCAAGACCUUCCAGCCGGAACCAGACAGAAAGACCCAACAGUCGACAAGGCCAAGGCGAGCAGUUGCCUGCUGGUAACUAUGGCAACUACCAGGACCCGCCACUGUCUGGUGCAAGGCACGUGAGUGACUCAAACGUGGCAAAAUUCAGCAACGUCUAUCGACCAGCAUCCAGGGGAACCAGUUCUUCCUCCAUGGAGACGAACAUUCAUAAUCCAUCAUAUCAACACAACUAUGUGAAAAACUCUGUUGUCAACCCUGUGCAGCCCUUUGACAGACUGCCAAAUCAUCCGUUAAACAAUCAGCGUGGUACCCCUGUUCAAGACCACGAGAGGAUCUCAAACUAUAGAAACAUUGCAGGUGGGCAGGGUCAGAAUAACUCAAACUACCAAGUUGUGAACAGAAAUACACCAACAAAUUUCACUCCACUUGAAAGAAGGAGCAUUGCAAACAAUUAUCCAUAUAGACAGGACCUUGAUCCCCCUCCGAGUUCUGGUAGCUAUGGUAACAGUGUCUAUGGUUACAGAGAUCCUGUGUUUACAAGCAUGGCAGGAAAGCGGCCUGUGCAGACCUUGCAACAGCAGCAACAACAGCCAAACUCUGCAAAAGUGUGACUAGCUUUCAUCUCUUGAUUGUUCUUGAUUUCAUUACACCAGCCAUUUUUGUCUGAUAGUUUUCUGAACACAAAUAAAUUUUCGAACGUUUUUGAAAUUCUUUGUUAAUAUCAUUCUUGUUAAAGAAUCUAAAUGGAACAUUUAUCUUGUGGAAUGAGUCUUUAUUCCAUGUAUUCAUAUAAGAAAAAUAAAAAAAUACUUUUUUAAACAGGAUGUCAAAAAGGGCAGUAAAUUUCUGCAAUUACUGAUCUUAAAAAGUGAUAUUUUUGAUGACAUACUGCUAAAUUACUUGCAAUUCUCUUGUAGAGGAUUUUUUUUAAUAUGCUGUUUCUUAAAAAGGUGUUAGUUAACACCAAUGGAAAAUGAAAAAGGCAUCAUAUCGAAUUGAUUUUGUUAAGAAGAUUAUCACAAAAUGUUUUAUAUGUUUAUGCAUGAUGCAGCAUGAAAUCUAAGAGUGAUUAUAUACUAGUAAAUAAUUUUUAGAUUGUAUAAAUUUGUGUAUCUUUAUUACAAAACAAUGAACAAUUCAUCUAUGAGAACAUUUUCUCCAAAACUGUACUAUAACAUGAGACCUUAUCUAUGGGAUAUUUUACUGGCCUAGGUGAAUAUAAAACUUGGCCAUGGUUGGUUAAAAAGAUAGUGAUUGAUAAUUGGAAGAUUUUGCUGCCAUAGAAUAUUCAUUUAUUUCUGAACUUACAUGUAUAAAUUGUGAUUAAAAUGAACGAUAAUUUAGCCUUAAAAUGUUUUUAAAUUUAGAAACAAUCAUUGGUUGUGAGAAUAAUGUGUAUUGCAGGGGCUACUUUUGAUCAUUUAAUAUUUUUUCUUAAUUACUGUUUUUAUUGGUUGUGGAUCACAUGAGGUACAAACACUUAAUUGCUUAUGAAAGAAGAUAAUUUUUGAUUGCUUAUGAAAGAAGUUAAUUUUUGAUUGCUUAUGAAAGAAGUUAAUUUUUGAUUGCUUAUGAAAGAAGAUAAUUUUUGAUUGCUUAUGAAAGAAGUUAAUUUUUGAUUGCUUAUGAAAGAAGAUAAUUUUUGAUUGCUUAUGAAAGAAGAUAAUUUUUGAUUAAGCUUUGAGUUGUUCAGGCUAGGUUAAAGCACCAUUCAAAUGCAGUAGGAUGAUACAGUAACAGUAUAGACAGUGCUUUGUAAAUUGCUUCAUACUAGUUCAUUUUCAUUUGAUUUACAAAGUGAUUUAGUUUACUUAAAUUAGAGUGAGACAUUUUUUAAGACAAAGAAAACAUAAAUUGGCUGGGUGUUAUUAGAUUUUGUGCAAUAGUAAUAAGGUUAGUGACCGUUAUUUUGAAGGUGUAUAACUGUAUAUUGGUUGUUUUGAAGGUAAAUUGGUUAUAUUGGAGGAUGCGACAAGCGAUUGUCGUGUUUGGUUCAUAUUUGAUAAAAAAAAAUAAUGCUCAGAAAAUUUAUUUCAAGAAGUCACGCUUAAAAAAAUCCAUACCCUAUGCAUAACAAUAUGAAAUAUGCAGCUAGUAGAUUACACCUUAGUGCAUUUUUGUCAUUGUAUAUAAAAAAAACACAAUGUCACCUUAAAUAAAUAAAUAAAUUUUACGUCAUACAGAGUCAUUUUUAGCUAGAGAGGAAACCAACCAUACCGGUAAUGCAGGGUUUUACUAAUGAAAUCUGAAAUCUGAAAAAUGUCAUUCCCUUCACAAACAAUCAGUAACCAUUCCUGGCUUUGGAAUGAAUAUGAGAACCAAUCGCAAUUAGCAAAACAGAUUAUUAAACAAAAUGUUUUUAAAAAGUGUUGUCUAGUAAAGUUACACUGUUAAAUUGUAUAAUUGGAAUAAAGAUCCACAUUGUUUCUUUCAGUAACAGCACAGAUCCACAUUGUUUCUUUCAGUAGCAGUACAUGUGCAUGUUUUGUUGAAGUAGUUUGAGCAUAGCACAUUGCUGUAUUAAUGUAUUCUUUACUUGGUUCCUAGAUGAGUGUACAUCAUUGUUGAUACUCAUUCCAUGGAUCAUUUGUCUUGCAAUCAUAUAUACCAUAUAAACAGAAACUAUUUAUAAACUGUUGAUCUUUUCCAAGUUUUAUGUCUAUUUGAGCCUUGUUCUGAGAAAACUGGGCUUAGUGCAUGUGCGUAAAGUUUCAUCCCAGAUUAGCCUGUGCAGUCCGCACAGGCUAAUCAGGGACGGCACUUUCCACUUUUAUGGUAUUUUUAGUUUCAAGGACGUCCCUCCUUACCGAAAAUCAAGUUUAGGCAGAAAGUUUCAUCCCUGAUUAGUCUGUGUGGACUGCACAGGCUAAUCUGGGAUGACACUUUACACACAUGCAUUAAGCCCAGUUUUCUCAGAACAAGGCUCAUUUUUACGUUUGUUGUAUGUAAAGUAUUAUCUGGACAGAGAUUCAAAUCCACUCCAUUUUACUUUGUAUCUUCCCCUCACCUAAUUGUGAGCCUCGCUCUGGGUAAACAGAGUGUGAUGCUUGAGGGUUAAGUGUAGUCCCAGAUAAGAGGACUAUUUCCGCUGUAAUUGUUGCUGUUAAUUGUUGCCACCUGUAGGGUGGCAUAUAGCAGUUGAACUGUCCGUCAGUUCGUCCUUCAGUCUGUUUGUCCCUCUGAAAGCUUAAACAUUGCCCAUUACUUUUUCAAUAUUCAAGAUAGCAACUCGAUAUUUGGCAUGCAUGUGUAUCUCAUGGAGCUACACAUUUUGAGUGGUGAAAGGUCAAGGUCAUCCUUCAAGGUCAAAGGUAAAAAAUAUGGCUUCGAAGCGGCGCAGAAGGGGCAUUGUGUUUCUGACAAACACAUGUCUGAUUAGUUUCAAGGAAGUCGCUUCUUUGCAAAAAUCCACUAAGGCAGAAAAGACAAAACUGCAACAAAACUUUACACACAUGCAUGAAACAUCCUUUUCCCAAAGCAAGGCUUAUGUAAAUAGACACCUUCUGGGGCUUUAUUCAAAAAGAUCCGUUGGGAUUAUUUAAGAAAGUUUUUAAAAUUCAUAAUAUUCUUUCAGUCUCCGUCUAUUUUAUCUGAAUUUGUUUUUACAUAACAUGAAACAAUACAUAUUGCCAAAAUUAUUAUAUAUAUAAAUAUACGUUGGAUAAAUUAAGAUUUGUUUAAGGUAGCGCACCUCUAAUGAUUUCCUGCGAUUUCUUCGAAGGUUGAAGAGCCUACUAUUAGGUGCCGUAGCCUAGUGGUUAAGGCGAUAGACUAGCAAUCUUUUGGGAUAUUCCCGCGCAGGUUCGAAUCCUGCCGACGACGUAUACUUUUUUGCGACGUGUUUUAUUUAUUUUCUAACCUAAUUUGAUUUAAUAUGGCAUAUAAGCUAUAUUUAUUGUUAAAUAUGUUGCAAUUUUUAUGCACAUUCUUCAAUUAUUAAAAUUAAAACAACGUUAUGGCGAAAUUGGGUGAUUUACUGUUGAAAAUACGAACCAUGCAUGUUGCAUUUUUAUUUUUAUUUCAAAAAGUAAACGGUAAAUCUGUCUAGUUCUUGGUAUUUUUGCUGUAUAUAGUGUUUCUAUAAAAACUAAGUUUAAAAUUUGACUUAAAUGAUACUAUUUUGAAUUUUAUGAUACUUUGUGUUUAACCGACCCAAUUUUUACUUGGCUGAAAUCACUUACAUUUCAUGGCGCUCUUCCAUAGAUAAAAAUUUGUAAAAAAUAAAUGUCUGUAAAAGAAUACUUAUUUCAUCUUGUUUAAACUUUAAACACCUUUACAGCAUCUGUACACACCAACUGCAUGCCCAUAUUUGGAAAUUUGAAUGAAUUAUGGAACUUUUAUAUACCCCAGGGGUGAAAAUAAACUGGACAAAAGCCGAGCAUGGGGGUGGUUUUGAAAAAAUCGGUAUAUUUUUUUAAAAAGCAUGGAAAGCCUACCUACAAAUUUGUAUGUAGUUCAGUGAAAUUAUGCUGAUUAAGAAAAUAAUUAAUUAGAUUAUAUUUGGAUAUGUGCCCAUUAGAGGUGCGCUACCUUAAGGAGCCCUCUAACAUAAGUCAUCAUAUUUUGGUUAAACAUCAUGUAAAUUUAACUAGGUACUAAAAUCCCAACAAAUAUCUGUUAAAAUGGGGGAGUGGUUUUUAAUGCAAAGGAUCUAGAUGCUCUGUCCAGAGGGUUUUACUUUUCAUCCAUUAUGUUCAUCUCUGUGCAAUCAAACAGUGGGGGUGGGAGUUGUGUGCCUUUACAACAGCGGUUGUUUUAACAUUAACACUUUCUGUGUUUUCUUUUACCUUUUUAAUGUUACGUGUAACAGCGUACAAGACACUCAUUUGUGUUGCCUUAAUAGUGCAUAGAUGAUCACCAUAUUCAUGUUUUCCUUUGAAGCUAUGGUUGUAGAGCCUUCCAUGCAAAAUGAAAAAACUCUAAUGCUAGUUUUAGGAGUCUGUACAUAUUGAUGUAGGGUAUCAUUGUCUCAACAUCAAUAUUUGGUGGCUGUAAUGUUUCAGCAAGUGUUUCCUUGAGAGUGUUGUUAUUAAUUACUUUGUAGGACUCAUUAAACAUUUUGAACUUUCAGUGCUACAAUCUUGUAAAAACAAUGUCAUAAUCCAGUAGAAAUAAAUAUUGUGUUUGAUUUUACCAAGAAAGCUCAAUUUAUCAAGCAGUUAUCCACACAUGCUAACCAGGGACAACACUUUCCCCUUGUAUGAUAAAAAAGUCUCUUCUUAGCAAAAUUCCAGUUAAAGCAACAAGUGUCAUCCCUAAUUAGCCUGUGCAGACUGCACAGGCUAAUCUGGGACGACACUUUACGCACAUGCAUUAAACCCCCCUUUUUCAAAGAGCGCAGCUCAAAUGGUAAUCUAAUUAUCACCUCAUUAGUAUCCUUUUUUGGAGAUUAUUUAAAUAUUUCAAUGUUUGCUUAUAAAUAUUUAAGGUUUUGUAAUUGUUUAAUGUCUGUGACAUUCUAAAACAUUCUGUUGACAUGUACCUGUAUAUCUUUACAUAAUAUUUAUGUUUGCUUAUCCAAUGUCCGAUUCAAUGCUGAAUUGCAUGCCAAAUUACAUGUGUUAUAUAUCUUAAACGUUGUACAUAAGCAUUAUGGUUGUCAAACAUGAAAGUUGUUACGUAUAGUAUUCAUUACCCAUUUCUGGCAUGUAUAUUUUAUAUUUUUGUAUAGCCAUUCAGUAUAUUUUACGAUCAAAAUAGAAAUAUUGAAACAUA
Dreissena polymorpha is the source of this 10031-nucleotide messenger RNA. RefSeq names its product partitioning defective 3 homolog. Gene Ontology annotation, biological process: establishment of cell polarity; establishment or maintenance of epithelial cell apical/basal polarity; cell adhesion. NCBI's taxonomy places the organism in Eukaryota, Metazoa, Mollusca, Bivalvia, Myida, Dreissenidae. The record is from RefSeq and is a predicted model, not a curated record. The transcript is spliced from 24 exons. Gene Ontology annotation, cellular component: apical plasma membrane; adherens junction; apical junction complex. Gene Ontology annotation, molecular function: protein binding; phosphatidylinositol binding.